CCAAAGACAUCGACCUCAUCGCUCUGCGCCUUCUCUUUGUCUUCUCUCCUUCCGAUCACCGAAAGGAAAAGGACGGCAGCGAGGGAUCCGUCGGGGAAUAUACACAGGGAGAGUGCAGCGCUUCUUUGGUCUCGAAAAAGAUUUCGAGCGCCAAAUGCUGUCUCGCUCGCUCUCGGCCGUUUCCUGAUCGUUUUAGUCCUUCGAACCCGUCGAUUUUAGGGGCGGAAGAGGAAUUUGGCCCUCGAGAUCCAUCCCGCUUUUGGGUGCCCCUCUUUAGUUGCGGGUAGAAGGGUAUGGAAGAGGGGAUCUUUCCGCCGAUCGCAUCUGUCAUUGGUCCGGGCCUCCUUAAAAUGGUAGAAUCUUGAGUUCUUUCUUGAUCUGCUAUUGUUAUCGGGUCUUUGCAACGGAGAAAGGGCUGACUUCAUGUGGGAGAAGAUAUAUCUUUGUUCUCGAUCUGGAACAUCUUCAGGUGACAGUAAAAAAAGUGCUUUAACAAAGGAAGGAUUUUGGAGUGAGGAACAGCAGGUGGCGGCAAUGAGAUCCCUUUUUUGCUGAAGUUUUACCUUGGACGGUACAUAGCUAGGGCCUUCAAUUUGUGUUUUUCUCCUGUUUUUCCUUUUGCAUGCAUGCAUGCCUCGAAGCAUGAUUAAGCAGUUUUUGAGUCGGCUUCCCCGCAAGCAGUCAAAGUCAGGCGAUAAACGGGAUUCACUUGCUGGAGUGAGUCCGCCAUCAUCGACUUCUUCAACCAGUUCAAGAGAUGGGGACUUGCCAAGCAGCAGAGUCACAAUUCUCCCUCCUGGUUUGGAUCCUGGGUUAGACCACCCAGCCAAUCAAAUCCCUGCUGUUAUGUCAGAGCCAAAUGGCGGUUCAGUCGUUCUGGCCUAUGAAGCAUUGCCGAGCUUCAAAGAUGUCCCAAGCUCCGAGAGGCAGAGCUUAUUCAUAAAAAAAUUGAACUUGUGUUGUGCUGUGUUUGACUUCACGGAUGCAACAAAGAACUUGAAAGAGAAGGACAUCAAACGGCAGACUCUGCAAGAUCUUGUUGACUAUGUGGCCUCAUCCAAUGCAAAGUUUUCGGAGAGUGUUAUGCAAGAAAUCAUAAAGAUGAUAUCCAUAAACUUGUUUAGGACUUUCACUUCCCCGCCUCGUGAGUACAAAGUUUUGCAAUCCCUUGAUUUGGAGGAAGACGAACCUGUAAUGGACCCUGCAUGGCCACACUUGCAUCUUGUUUAUGACUUGUUUUUAAGAUUCCUUCAAUCUCCUGAGACGGAUGCUAAGCUGGCAAAAAGAUAUAUUGAUCAUUCCUUUGUUCUUAAGCUGCUCGAUCUCUUUGACUCAGAAGAUGUUAGAGAGAGGGAAUACUUAAAGACAAUUCUUCACCGUAUCUAUGGAAAAUUUAUGGUUCACCGGCCAUUCAUAAGGAAAUCUAUUAAUAACAUUUUUUACCAGUUUAUCUUUGAAACUGAGAAACACAAUGGCAUUGCAGAGCUGCUGGAGGUGCUUGGAAGUAUCAUUAAUGGUUUUGCAUUACCUUUAAAAGAAGAGCAUAAAUUAUUUCUUGUCCGAGCGUUAAUCCCACUUCAUAAACCAAAAUGCAUGGGCAUGUACCAUCAGCAGUUAUCAUACUGCAUCACUCAAUUUAUUGAAAAAGAUUGCAAGCUUGCAGAUACCGUCAUACGGGGCUUGCUGAAAUUUUGGCCAAUUACAAAUAGUUCAAAGGAAGUUAUGUUUUUGGGAGAAUUAGAAGAGAUAUUGGAUGCAACUCAGCCUGCAGAGUUCCAGCGAUGUAUGAUACCACUAUUCCAUCAGAUAGCCCGCUGCUUGAAUAGUUCUCAUUUUCAGGUGGCUGAGAGGGCAUUGUUCCUAUGGAAUAAUGAUCAUAUCGAAAACUUGAUCAAACAAAAUGUCAAGGUCCUAUUACCCAUAAUCUUUCCUGCUCUCGAAAGAAAUGCAAAAAGCCACUGGAAUCAAGCUGUCCAGAGCUUGACGUUAAAUGUGAGCAAGUUUUUCUCUGAUAAUGAUCCUGAGCUUUUUGCCAAGUGCUUGAAGAAGUAUGAGGAAGAUGAAGUUAAAGGCAAAGAGAUCCAAUCAAAACGAGAAGUGACAUGGAAACGCCUUGAAGAAAUCGCCGCUACAAAAGCUGCGAGCAAUGAACCUGUGCUUAUUCCACACAUCAUACGCAGUCCAGUUUAAAGCUACAUGUGUGGUAGCUCAACCUUUUUGUUAUAUUAUGAGGUUAUUGACGUUGAUAUGGGUAACAUGAAUGCAUAUAGAUUACACCCAAUGUAAUGCAUCUGGAUUGUCUGCAUGUCAGGUUCUUUUGAGUAUUUAGGAAAAUUGUACAGGUUUAAGAGGUUUUCUAAGAAUCUUAAAGAACUACUAUAUCCAUGUGUAAAAUAUGAUAAUAUGGGAGUUCAUAGGUUAGUGUUCUACAAACACAGUGCAAAGUAGGAGCAAAUGUUUCAUUAAGUUGAUGCUUGACAUGAUAAA
Messenger RNA from Musa acuminata subsp. malaccensis (wild Malaysian banana), 2487 nucleotides. Its product is annotated as serine/threonine protein phosphatase 2A 57 kDa regulatory subunit B' theta isoform. The record is from RefSeq and is a predicted model, not a curated record. Gene Ontology annotation, cellular component: protein phosphatase type 2A complex. Gene Ontology annotation, molecular function: protein phosphatase regulator activity. Gene Ontology annotation, biological process: signal transduction. Lineage: Eukaryota; Viridiplantae; Streptophyta; Magnoliopsida; Zingiberales; Musaceae.